AUGGCUGACGCAGAGACCUCCGAGGCUGACGUGGCAAAGAAUCGGCAGCUGAUAGAAGCGUCGCGCGAGGGCGAUUUAACUACAGUGCUGCGACUCAUCAAUAUAGAGCACUCCUCCCCAAUCCUCUCAUACUCAGCACUUUCAAAUCCUCUCCCGCUUUCCCUUAACGUCUCCCCUCCUCUUCCCCACCUUCCUCCUCAAACCACCCCCACUCCGCCUCCCCUCCCGCCUCCCCCCCUCCCUCCCUUCUCACCCUCCCCCUAUCUCCCCAUUCCCGCUUCCCCCGGCCCCAUUUCUCCCCUAUGUCCCCUUUUACCCCCUCAUUUUCCCCCCUCCCUCCAUGCCCUCCUUCUUCGUCACUCCUCUUCCCGCCCUCUCUUCCCACACGUCCCCUCCCCCCCCACCCAAAACCCGUCUUCCCAAACCCCCAGAGAAGGCUCUGACGUGGCGUAUGCUGACAUGGACGCGCAGGGGAAGACAGCCCUGAUGGCGGCGGCGGAAGGGGGGAGGGCGGAGGUGGUGCGGGCGCUACUGGGGGAAGGGGCGGUGUGGAACGCGGUGGAUAUGGGGGGAAAGAGCGCAGGGGACUAUGCAAUGGAGGGGGUGGUGGCGUGGGGGGAGGGGGCAGAAGGGGAAGGGGAGGAGGAGAAAAACGAAGAGGAGAAAACUAGACGACAAGAGGUGUUGGAUACACUGAUUGAUGCUGGCAUCAAAACAGAGCUCAUUCUGGGCGCAGCCAGUAGGAACCUGACACGUGGCAGCACAGCAGCAGGAGCAGCGGAGCAGUUAGCACCUGCCCCAAAUGCAGCCUACCUGUCAGAGCGCCUGCAGCUGUCUGAAAGCCGAUUGGUGGACGGGGAGGGGGGUGGUGUGAUGAUGAAGUGGGAGGGGGCGCUCAUGCAAGCACACGCGCAAGCCAUCUGCCAACAGGGAGGGGAUAUUCUCAACAUUGGGUUUGGCAUGGGACUAAUCGACACAGCCACUGUGGCUGCCACUGCUGUUACAAACCGCCGUGCGGCUCUCUCAACCUCUUCCAACCGCUCCCAACCUCUCUGUUUACUUCUCCCUCCGUCUCUCUCACUCCAGGGAGGGGACAUUCUCAAUAUUGGCUUUGGCAUGGGUAUAAUAGACACCGCCAUUGCAGCUCGCAUCGGCCAAUCGGAGGGCGGCAUUCGAUCGCACACUAUAGUGGAAGCGCAUCCGGACGUUAUAGCGAGGAUGAAGGGGGAGGGGUGGCAUGAGAAGGAGGGAGUGAGGGUGGUGGAGGGGAGAUGGCAGGACGUGUUACCACAACUGGGCCAAUACGAUGAAUACUAUGAAGAUCUGCGAGAAUUCCACUCCCACCUCCCGCACCUCCUCAAGCCCAGCGGGCUCUACUCUUUCUUCAACGGCAUGUGUGGCGACAACGCCUUCUUCCACACCGUCUACUGCCACAUAGUGGCCCUGGAGCUGCAGCAGCACGUGGGGCUGACCACUCAGUUCAUCCCGCUGCCAGUCAUCCGGUGCCUGGAUGGAGACACGUGGGCGGGGGUGCGGCAUAGGUACUGGCAGCUGGAUGCUUAUCACCUGCCUGUUUGCUACCGUGAUGAGACAGAGGAGGGGGAGGAGGAGAAGGAACAGGAGGGAGUGGAGGGGGAGGAGGCAUAG
Closterium sp. Naga37s-1 is the source of this 1647-nucleotide messenger RNA. The record is from the annotation of a GenBank genome assembly. NCBI's taxonomy places the organism in Eukaryota, Viridiplantae, Streptophyta, Zygnematophyceae, Desmidiales, Closteriaceae.